AUGUCGGUUUCGGCUCUAUUUGGUUCGAGAAUGGUGGUCCUCCCAAACCCAUCUUCUGGAUUUGGUGGUGCGACGAAGGCGCCAGUCCCGAGGGUCGGCGGCGGAAGCUGCGGCGGUCUGGUGAUAGAGUGCUCGUCACGGCCGCAGAAGAAGGCGACGGCGCACCACCGCAAGACUCGGCCGCGGAAGACUCAGCCAUGGGACAUCCGCCGUAAGCCCACCGUCUACCCACCUCUCCCUCCCCUCCCUCCCGAAUGGACUCUCGUCGCCGACGACGGCGAUGCUCAAUCUCUUCUUCCUCAGCCACUCGAAACCACCGAGUAA
Molecule: messenger RNA, 324 nt
Organism: Camellia sinensis
Lineage: Eukaryota; Viridiplantae; Streptophyta; Magnoliopsida; Ericales; Theaceae
Gene: PSRP6
Product: plastid-specific 50S ribosomal protein 6
Biological process (GO): translation
Cellular component (GO): ribosome; chloroplast
Molecular function (GO): structural constituent of ribosome; rRNA binding
Source: RefSeq, a predicted model, not a curated record